Molecule: messenger RNA, 387 nt
Organism: Sphenostylis stenocarpa
Lineage: Eukaryota; Viridiplantae; Streptophyta; Magnoliopsida; Fabales; Fabaceae
Source: the annotation of a GenBank genome assembly
AUGGCAAAUGCUAUAUUUUCCAGAAACUUAGACAAACUCAAAGGUGAUGAAGGGUCUGAAGUUGGAAACCCUCCUCUUAUAAAGACCUUUAACAAUGUUUUACGAAGAGGGUUUCAUGUACUUCCCAAAGGAAAUGUUCCACCUUCUGCCAGUUCAGGUACUUCACCACCUUCAACCAACCAUGUUUCUGACAUGAAAACAUCUAAAACACAUCAACGUGUUGCAGAAGGUGAUCAAAGUGUACGGUUUCAUCAGCUUCCCAAAGGAUCUGUUCCACCAGAAGGAAAUUCACAUCAUUCACAUGAAACUCCAAAACCUCCUUCUCCUUCACCUCAAUCUAACGCCUUUCCCCACUCCAUCUUUAAGAAGUUGUAUUUUGUUAAAUAA